AUGGCCUUCAACCCCCGCCCCGGCUUCACCAUCCAAGUCUCCCUCUUCAUCGCGCCAGAGAACAUGGAGAAAUUCCACGCGGCCUUCCAACCGAUGUACGAGAAGACCAUCGCCGAGCCGCAGUGCGUGUUUUCCGAGGCCUGUCAGUCGGCCAAGGAUCCGGGGAAGUUUUGUUUUGACGGAGUGCUGGAACGAGCGAUGAGGGACUACAUCAAGGAAUACGCGGCGACAGUCGAGCCCUUGUUUGCCAGGCCGCGGGAGUUCAAGCUUCUUCAUCGCCUGGAGGGGUUUCAUCAUGCCAAGCGAUACACAGCCAUUACGGAUACGGGGUCGAUAGUAAUCUUGCUAUAG
Messenger RNA from Aspergillus heteromorphus CBS 117.55, 351 nucleotides. Its product is annotated as putative quinol monooxygenase. Bases 1 to 351 code for a protein of 116 amino acids. The record is from RefSeq and is a predicted model, not a curated record. Lineage: Eukaryota; Fungi; Ascomycota; Eurotiomycetes; Eurotiales; Aspergillaceae. The transcript has 2 exons.